This is a messenger RNA of Phlebotomus papatasi, 4306 nucleotides long. Its product is annotated as probable multidrug resistance-associated protein lethal(2)03659. Gene Ontology annotation, molecular function: ATP hydrolysis activity; ABC-type transporter activity; ATP binding. Gene Ontology annotation, cellular component: membrane. NCBI's taxonomy places the organism in Eukaryota, Metazoa, Arthropoda, Insecta, Diptera, Psychodidae. Gene Ontology annotation, biological process: transmembrane transport. The transcript is spliced from 7 exons. The record is from RefSeq and is a predicted model, not a curated record. Bases 157 to 4176 code for a protein of 1339 amino acids.
UCUGUGCCUUUUGACAAAACUGGUCCUAACAAAUACAUCCACAUCGCAAUAUCAGAAAUUUUAUCAGUAGAAAAAAUCCAAUAUAAAGCUGGGAGAUCGCAUUUCCCUCUCAAUUUUGUGUUGUGUGUCGAAGAAGACUGCAGUGCGAAGAUCACAAUGGAGGCAAAGAAGCGUCAUUUGCUUCCAAAUCCCUCCAUCCGUGCCAAUUUUUUGUCAAAACUAACAUUUUGGUGGGCAUUUUCAGUGAUCUCAAAGUGUUUGAAGAAAAUUCUCAACGUGAGUGACUUGUGGCAGCCAAUUCAGCAAAAUCGAUCGCGUAUUCUGGGCAAGCAAUUAGAAAGCAAAUGGGAAGAAAUGAAUCAACCACGACUUGCCAGGGCUCUACUUAAAACGUUCCUUAAGGAUUAUGGCAUUAGUGGAGCUCUCAUGAUCUUCAGUGGCGUAUUCAUACGGAUUAGCUUUCCAUAUCUCCUCAAGAGAUUGUCCCUGUACUUUGUCAAUCAAGAUCUCAAGGACUACAAAGACGCUUCUUUCUGGGCCAUUGGACUAUUCUUGAUGGUUACCGUUGCACUUGUGUCCAAUAAUCAUAUCGCCCAUUAUUGUUUCCAUACUGGUUUGAAAAUGCAAACGGCACUUGGAAGUUUGAUCUACAAAAAAAUCCUCCGUGUUCCUAGUAAAUCACUUGAUAAGGAUGCUAUUGAGGUUCUCAAAAAUACCUUCUCACGAGAUCCCGGCAGAUUGGAUGUUAUGUCCCUAUAUUUUCACUAUCUAUGGGCUUCACCCCUGCUUUUAGCCGUUAUUGGAACUAUUAUGUACAUGGAUAUUGGCAUGGCUGCUCUUCCAGGACUCAUAGUUAUCGUCAUAAUGAUCCCCUCACAGAACUUACUGAAUACGUGUUGUGGAAAGUUCUCUAGUAAAAUCACAGAAAUAACAAAGAACCGUUACCUCAAAACGAAAGAAGUCAUCGAGAAUAUUGAAAUUGUGAAGAAGCACGCCUGGGUCAAGCAUUUCAAUGAGAUCAUUUCGAAUAUUCGCAAUAUUGAAAUGAAAUUCCUUCGUUAUAAAAUUUUUCAACAUGCUAUUCACGUAAUCCUGAUGAUUUUCACUUCACGAAUUGCCCUUUUGGCCACUCUGGUCACCAUGGUGUACACAAACCAGAACAUCAAUGCCUUGAAUUUAUUUGCCUUCUUCUACUACUUCGACAUCCUGACAAUCACCGUGACUCAGAUCUUCACAAGGGCGAUUAAUCAAUUUGGAAGAACAACCUCAUAUCUGCGGGAAGUUGAAAAAUUCCUAGAUAUGGAAGAAAUUCCACAAAGGCUUCAGGAGAAGAUUAAGAAGAAGCGUAAAGAAGGUCAUACCGAAAGUGAUGAUAAAUUUUUAGUGCAUCUCAAAAAUGUUUCUAGCACAUGGAUUCAGUCAAACAGCAAAAAUACUUUCAAACUCAAGAAACUGAAUGCUAAAUUCCGCAGAGAAACUCUUGUUUGCAUUGUUGGACCUUCCAAAUGUGGAAAAACAUCACUGCUACAUACAAUUCUUCAAGAUAUGUUGAUCACAGGUGGACAUGUAAUCGCAAAUGGCCCAAUUGGAUAUGCUCCUCAAAUUCCCUGGAUUUUCUCAUCCACUGUGCGACAGAACAUCCUUUUCGGCAGUACUAUGUUCUUGGAUAAAUAUGAUGCUGUGGUGAGAUCGUGUGCCCUGGUUCAGGAUCUCAAUCUAUUCCCUAAUGGUGACCUAACACUUAUAAAGGAAGAUGAAACGAUAUUGUCUGAAGUUCAAAAACUGAAAGUCAAUCUUGCUCGAGCUAUCUAUAGAGAUGCUGAUAUCUAUCUAUUUGACGAUAACCUCAGCAGUUUGCCUCCUUUAAUGUCUCAGUACAUCUUCGACAAAGUUAUAGGUUCCAGUGGGCGGUUGAAUAAAUCUCUGAGAAUUGUCGUUACAAAUGAACUUCGGUACAUCAACGAAGCGGACUGGGUUGUUGUGAUGGACCAAAGUGGAAUAGCAAACCAAGGAAAACCAUCAGAAUUGGACUUAAACAGUUUACCUUAUCUCUCACCAGUUGAUGAAAGUGUAGCAAGGAAACGCGGAAAGGAGUUAUCGGAUAUGUACGGAACUAAAGAAAAGAAACCGUCUGGAAUCAAGCCUAUUGAUAAGCAGAACAAUGUAUCUUUGGAUGCUGAAGAUGAUGAAGAUAUAGAUGAAAAAGUCUUUUGUGAUCAGCCAUCAUCGUCCAAGGAACAUAAUUCAUUCCUACGGUAUAUCUCGGAAGGUGCAGGAAAGUUCUAUAUUCUGAUUUUAGGCAUUGCUUUUCUCCUGCUUUAUUCUAUCAUUGCGUCUUCAGAUGCCUGGCUCACGUUCUGGACCACAAUGGAAAUUGCAAAACUCGAUAAGGAAAGUCUGUGUGCAAAUUCAUUGAAUUGCUCCGAAAGUCUAAUUGAACUAUCUAAGCGCAAUAUUAGUCAUUUUAGCAUCUUUUACAACAUAUCAACUUAUUCUCAAGAAUUUAUCAUGGACAAUUUUAAGCAUUUGCAUUUGCCCGAAACAGCGCCAUACGCUCUUGUUUAUACAGGAAUUAUUGCCUUAGCUAUCAUCAUAGGGAUCAUCGUCAAUAUUGCCUUUUCAAGGGUAUGUCUUAAGGCCAAUAAAACCCUGCACAAUAAUCUCCUAAAUAAGAUUACUUCAGGCAGUAUGGCAUUCUUCCAUAAAACACCAAAUCACAAGAUUCUUCGUCUUUUUGAUGUCGAUAUGAACACCAUUGACAAAACCAUUCCAAUGUCUUUGCUAGAAAGCAUAAAUCUCUUUCUCUGGAUCACAGCUUGGGGACUGAGCUCUAUAUACAUUAGUUCGAGUUUUACUAUUAUUCUUGUGAUCAUAUUGCUGGUGUUCUAUAAAUUACAACAACGACUUCUAAGGAUUACAAAAAGACUGAAGCAAAUAGAAAAUGCAAUGAAGAUAAAACUGUUGCGACACAUGAAUACAACAAUGAAGGCUAUCCCUAUGAUUAGAGCUUUUGGGGUGGAAGAUCACGUACGAGAUGACUUCGACCAUUUACAAGAUGUCCAUUCAUCCACCAUAUCUAUGUCUAUCACUGCUACAUCAGCCUAUUCUAUGUUACUGGAAUUUUUGUGUUUGAUUUCAAUAGGAGUUGUAAUAGUUUUGACUUUCAAUGGGAUGAUAGUAAUCGAAGGCCAAUUUUUACCCUUUGCCCUUACGCAAUUUAUCGGAUUUGCCGGGAUGUUAGGUUGGUCGCUAAAACAAAACGUCUCAUCAUCCGGCGAACUAACUUUAACUGAUCGAAUUCUUACGUAUUGCACCAUCAAACAAGAAGAAGACCCACCGAAUCCAGAAAAAGCCCGAAAAACCUGGCCAGAAUAUGGGCGGGUUGUCUACCAUGAAAUGUUUCUAAAAUACAACGAGGACAGUAAUGAUGUUAUUUCAAAAUUUUCAUUCAUAUUCCGACCUCGAGAAAAAGUGGGGAUCAUCGGGGAUAGUGGAUCAGGAAAGACAUCACUUAUGAAUGCACUCUAUCGCAUAGGAAUCCUCGAAGGUUUCGUCGAAAUUGAUAGAAUGAAUAUCGCUACGGUUACUCUGGAAGAUGUUCGUUCAGGUAUAACAACAAUAACUAAAAAGCCUGCGAUAUUUUCUGGUACCAUCAAAAGCAAUUUGGAUCCAUUGAACGAAUUUCGUUAUAACGACCUACUACAUGCUCUUAAAGGAGUCGAACUAGAUAUGUUAGAUCUCAACAUGGUUGUAUAUCACAAUGGUGAAAAUCUGACCCUUAUGCAACGUCAACUGCUCGCAUUUGCCAGAGCUAUUCUCCGUAAAAAUAAAAUUAUCGUUCUAGAUGAGGCUAUGUCAAACAUGGAUGAAAAGACAAUAAAGAUAGUUCAGAAUGUUAUCGCGGAAUAUCUGGAGGAAAGUACAAUAUUUAACAUCACUGACCAGCUCGAACACAUAAUGUACGCUGAUUCUAUCAUUGUGAUUCAGAAGGGUGCUCUCUUAGAGAGUGGUCUUCCUCACGAACUCCUCCAAAGGCCUGAGACGAAAUUCUAUAAGAUGGUUCACUCUUAUAAGAAAGUUGAACCAAAUAAAUUGAUUAAAAUUGCAGAAAGUAAAAUCGAAAACCAUACAUAUUUAAAACUUUUUUUCGCAAAACCAAAAAAAGAAGAUUCAUAGAGUUUUAUUUAUCUGUACUAAAUUAAAGUUAAGUGAUAUGUUAUUGAUUAAAUGUUUUAAAUGCUUUCUAAAUAUACAUGACUGUACUAAAUGAUUUAUGUAAUAAAAUAUUAAGGCAUGUAACAGCUCA